UAGCGGAACAUUUUUAACACGAGAUAGGGAGUAAGUCCUCCUGUAUUUCUAGUCUUCUUGCUGGCAACACUAUGAUCACGACCUAACGAUAACGAGUUUAUUUGAUAAAUAGAAGUAGGCGAAGGAAAUGACAGGGAUAAACUUAACAAAAAUAAGUCUCUGAAUGAGUUCACGGAUAAUAUUUAAAUCAUUCCCAUGAUUAUAUCGUGUUGUUGAAUAAUACAUAUGGACUUUUUUUCAAGAUGUUAUGUUACGUGAAAGUUUUUUUUGUUAAUAAUUUUGAAUCAGCUGUCUAAUAUAAUUGACUAUAAUUUCAUUUAUGGAACAAAAACAUCUGCCAGAGUUUUGUAUAAUGUCAUCAUUGUGAAUUUAUAAUCCGAAUAAAAAGUAGAAAACAAAGGUGUGUAAUCAAGAAAAUAAAAUGGUGAAUAUUGAUACAAUAAAAGAUAUAUAUCCUGUUCAUUGGUUAGUCUGGAACAAUGAUCACAUUGAACUUGAUAAGAUCCUGUCGACCAAUGAGUAUGACAUAGAAAAACAUGACUGUAGGGGAAGAAGUCCCUUAAUGCUAGCUGUAACCUUAGGUCAUACCAAAUCAGUUGAAGUCCUUCUUAAUCAUGAGGCAAAUGUUUAUACAGAAAAUACCCAAGGAUGGAGUGUUCUUCAGGAAGCCACUGGAACUGGUAAUCCAGAAAUAUUGCAAAUUGUUCUUGCUCGAAGAGACUAUCAAAGACAUUGCAAUCGAGUUGAUGGCAUACCAGAGUUACUUGAUAGACUUAAACAGGCACCUGAUUUUUAUGUAGAAAUGAAAUGGGAAUUUACAAGUUGGGUUCCUCUUGCGUCGAGAAUGUGUCCAAGUGAUACCUACAAAGUAUAUAAACAAGGUAGCAAUGUUCGUAUUGAUACAACUCUGCUUGGAUUUGAUCAUACUAAUUGGCAACGUGGAAAUCUUAGUUACGUUUUCAAAGGCCAAAGCGAUGGUGCAGUAAUGAUGGAAGUAGACCAUGAGACUAAAAAAGUUUAUGUGGAACACAUAAAACUCAUUGAUGAUGAAAACAUUCAGUUAAUGGCUCCAUCUGAUGAAGGCAUUCUAGCAAGAUUAACAAAUCCAAUUGUAACAACUUAUGUUGACACAGAUAAAAUUAGUUUUGAGCGUAAUAAAGCUGGCUUGUGGGGAUGGCGAUCAGAUAAGAGCGAAGCAGUCAAUGGAAAUGAGUGUAAAGUAUUUAGUGCAAGCAAUGUUGAAUUGAUAACAAAAACUCGUCUUGAACAUUUAUCAGAAAGUGAUAAAUUACGUGCUAAAGUACCAAGAACACCAUUACAAUCAUUUUUGGGUAUUGCUGAACAACAAGAAGAAGAAAGUUGUGGUGCAACAUGUAUUGACGAAUUUAACAAUAUUGGUAAUCCAUCAAAUAUCACACCGGAGGAAUAUUUUGAUUCAAAAAUUGAUUUAGAAGGUAGAGAUAUUGGUCGGCCAAAAGAAAUUAAUACGAAAAUUCAAAAAUUUCGUGCAACACUUUGGUUAUCGGAAGAUUAUCCGUUAAGUCUUCAAGAACAAAUAAUGCCAAUUGUUGAUCUUAUGGCAAUAACUAGUACGCAUUUUGCUAAACUCAAAGAUUUUAUACAAAUGCAACUCCCAUCAGGUUUUCCAGUUAAAAUUGAAAUUCCAUUAUUUCAUGUACUCAAUGCAAGAAUAACAUUCGGUAAUAUAUUUGCUAUGGAUCAAGAAGUUGCACAUGUCAAAAAAAUACAAGAUGGAUCAAAAUUUAAUUGUAUUGUUGAUGAUAUUUGUUUUGAGGCACCUCCAGGAUAUAUGAAACUUGGUGCAUUAGAUAGAACACAAUUUAGCAUGGAAGAAGAAGAUGAUUUAUUACAGUUUGCUAUACAGCAAAGUUUACUAGAGGCAGGAAGUGAAAAAGACGAGGUUGACAUUUGGGAGGCUUUGAAAGCUCAAAAACCAUCGAGACCAAGUACUCCCAAUCUGAUGACCGAUGAGGAACGACAAAUGCAAAGAGCAAUUCAGGCGAGCUUGGGUUAUUGUCAAGGGACACUGGAGUACUUGGACGACGGAGGGGCACACAGUAGACAAAGUGACAAUAAUUUACAAAAUAAUGGUAAUAAUACCAUUCAAGACACAGCUGAACAACUUAAAAUUGCAUUAAGACUUUCUGAGCAACAAAAAAUAGAGGAUGAACAGCGAAGGUUACUCGAGGAGGAAACAUUCCGUCAAGUUUUAGAACUUUCACUUACUGACAAGUGAAAUUAAAACAAUAAUAAUAAAUAAUAAUAUUAAUAGUAAAUUUUAAAUAAUCAAUCAAUUAAUUUGAAGAAAAAAAAAACAGAGUAUUAAAAACAAUUCUUCCUACUGAAGAAUCAAAGACAAUGAUACAUAAAAUAGUAAUUCAGCACUCUUAAAGUGACGAAGAACCAAAGUAGCCAAUUGUCGACUGUUUUAUACUGAAAAUAUAUGAAUAUUAGCAUAAAUAUCAGCAGGAUUAAAAAUGUCGAAAUAAGAAUAAGUUUUUAUAAAACGAUUUCAUUUAUAAUCUUGUUAAACUUGCAUAUUGAUAAACAGCAUAUAUAUAUAUAUAUAUACUAAUUUUAAGUGUUUUACAAAAAAAAAUUAUAGUAUAUUUAAGUUUUAUUCGAUACAAGAUAAAUCAGUCUUCUCGUAAAUAACUGCAACUGGAUUGAACGUUAUUUAUUAUUAGAUUUAUAUGAAAUUUUAUGCACCACACGGAUAUUAAAAUCAACAAAUGCUGAAGUCCAAUUCCGUGCUAAUGUGAUGGAAAAAAACACUAAUGAGUUCUUUUUUUUUUUCUGAUUUUAAUAUAUCUGUUGAAAGUUCACUAAAUAAAUUGUUAAAUAAACUUGUGAAUGCCUUACUUAUGAGUGAAAUAACAAGAGGUAUUUAAAAAAAAUUA
Messenger RNA from Aphidius gifuensis, 2921 nucleotides. Its product is annotated as ankyrin repeat domain-containing protein 13D-like. Bases 422 to 2257 code for a protein of 611 amino acids. Gene Ontology annotation, cellular component: cytoplasm. Lineage: Eukaryota; Metazoa; Arthropoda; Insecta; Hymenoptera; Braconidae. The record is from RefSeq and is a predicted model, not a curated record. The transcript is spliced from 7 exons. Gene Ontology annotation, molecular function: protein binding.